Nomascus leucogenys (northern white-cheeked gibbon) is the source of this 865-nucleotide messenger RNA. RefSeq names its product ATPase H+ transporting V0 subunit e1 (gene ATP6V0E1). The record is from RefSeq and is a predicted model, not a curated record. Gene Ontology annotation, cellular component: proton-transporting V-type ATPase, V0 domain. Gene Ontology annotation, molecular function: proton-transporting ATPase activity, rotational mechanism. Gene Ontology annotation, biological process: proton transmembrane transport. Lineage: Eukaryota; Metazoa; Chordata; Mammalia; Primates; Hylobatidae.
CACACGCUGGUCACGAGGUCAGCUAUUGACACUUCCUGGUGGGAUCCGAGUGAGGCGACGGGGUAGGGGCUGGCGCUCAGGCGGCGACCAUGGCGUAUCACGGCCUCACUGUGCCUCUCAUUGUGAUGAGCGUGUUCUGGGGCUUCGUCGGCUUCUUGGUACCUUGGUUCAUCCCUAAGGGUCCUAACCGGGGGGUUAUCAUUACCAUGUUGGUGACCUGUUCAGUUUGCUGCUAUCUCUUUUGGCUGAUUGCAAUUCUGGCCCAACUCAACCCUCUCUUUGGACCACAAUUGAAAAAUGAAACCAUCUGGUAUCUGAAGUAUCAUUGGCCUUAAGGAAGAAGCCAUGCUCUACAGUGCUCAGUCUUUGAGGUCGCGAGAAGAGAAUGCCUUCUAGAUGCAAAAUCACCUCCAAACCAGACCACCUUUCUUGACUUGCCUGUUUUGGCCAUCAGCUGCCUUAAAUGUUAACAGCACAUUUGAAUGCCUUAUUCUACAAUGCAGUAUGUUUUCCUUUGCCUUUUUUGAAAACUUCAGUGAAUUACGUGCCUACAUAACCUGAACUGUGCUGACUCCACAAAACGAUUAUGUACUCUUCUGAGAUAGAAGAUGCUAUUCUUCUGAGAGAUACGUUACUCUCUCCUUGGAAUCUGUGGAUUUGAAGAUGGCUUCUGCCUUCUCACGUGGGAAUCAGUGGUUUAGAAACUGCUGCAAGACAAACAAGACUCUAGUGAGGUGGUCAGUAGGAGAGCAUGUUCAGAGGGAAGAGCCAUCUCAACAGAAUCGCACCAAACUAUACUUUCAGGAUGAAUUUCUUAUUUCUGCCAUCUUUUGGAAUAAAUGUUUUUCUCCUUUCUAUGGAAAUC